AUGAAGUUAGAGGAAAGCCUGUCUCUGAUACAAAAGGAAUUCUUCGAUUUUCGUUGGGAUCCAGCUGGUAACGUGGCACAGCAUACAUCGAAGCUCGAAGGAAUGGUGAAUAAAAUAAAAACGCUAGAGGGAGAGAUACCGGCAUCUAUGCUAAUCACGAGAAUUCUCUCCACGCUACCGCAAAAAUUCAGCCAUUUCCACAGCGCAUGGGAUUCGACGGAUGAUGCGAAGAGGACAAUCGAAAAUCUAACGGCAAGGCUCAUGAUGAAAGAAAUGCGUUUGAAAGUAAUUCAAAAGGCAAAACGACAAUACAAAGAAAGAGGUGCCACACGUGUGGUAAACCACAAAACCAAGAACUGCAGAGGCUAUUAUAAUUGUGGAUCAUUUAAAAAAAACUACCCGAAGCAGGGAGAACAUAAGAAGAACGAAGACACGUCGAGUGCGUCGACAGCACAAGCAUUCGCGGGAUCUACGGAACGAACAAAGACAGAAGACUACUGGCUACUCGAUUCAGCAGCUCGGGCCAUACGAAUGACGAAUGAACGAGACUGGUUCUUCGAGUAUCAGUUUUCAGAGCCGUUAAAGGUCUACAUUGGUAACGGUAAGAAGGUGCCAGCGCUAGGACAAGAUAACAUCAAGAUCGAAACGAGAGUAAACGGAAAAUGGUCGCAAGGGAUUGUUACAUCCAGCUUUAUGAAAGAGUAG
Molecule: messenger RNA, 705 nt
Organism: Monomorium pharaonis (pharaoh ant)
Lineage: Eukaryota; Metazoa; Arthropoda; Insecta; Hymenoptera; Formicidae
Exons: 2
Coding region: 1-705 (234 amino acids)
Source: RefSeq, a predicted model, not a curated record